Hyalella azteca is the source of this 2835-nucleotide messenger RNA. RefSeq names its product alpha-1,6-mannosyl-glycoprotein 2-beta-N-acetylglucosaminyltransferase. The coding region runs from base 102 to 2117 and encodes 671 amino acids. NCBI's taxonomy places the organism in Eukaryota, Metazoa, Arthropoda, Malacostraca, Amphipoda, Hyalellidae. Gene Ontology annotation, biological process: oligosaccharide biosynthetic process; protein N-linked glycosylation. Gene Ontology annotation, molecular function: alpha-1,6-mannosylglycoprotein 2-beta-N-acetylglucosaminyltransferase activity. The record is from RefSeq and is a predicted model, not a curated record. The transcript has 11 exons. Gene Ontology annotation, cellular component: Golgi stack; Golgi membrane.
GUGUGCUGCAGCGUGCAUCCUGUGAAUGAAUAUUCCCCUUCAUUGCCACUUACCAUCUGAGGAACAAUGUUGGACAUUGACAGCCAGUUUGCCAUGUUUGUAUGCUAAUUAGGAAAGUUACCAUGCGGACUGGUGGUGUAAAGCGUGGUGUGCGCAUCAUUGUGGUCGUAGUUGUGCUAAGCAUUGCAUGGAUUCAGCUGGCAUUACCUUCUCUGCCUCAUGAUCCUCCUGCUACUGCUGAUCAUGAAUCAUUAGAGCCUGACCCCAGUCUCAAGGGAUUUCUGCACAUGCCUCUGCAUGUGCUCAUGCAAAAGCUGUCAUCUGUGCCUGAAGUGUCAACCACUAUAUCGCUGCCUGCAGACAAGAUAUGGGAGAUCUGGGAGCAUAUCACAGAAUUUGCUGGGUCUGAAAGCAUUCAAAAUGUAGAGGUUUUUGGUCCUGUUCAGCCCAACACUGUUGUCAUUGUCAUUCAGGUGCACAAUCGCCUGAACUACUUGCGUCAUCUGAUUGUGUCCUUAGCAGAGGUGCGGGGUAUUGACUCGGUGCUCCUCAUUUUCUCACAUGACUUCUAUGAUGAAGCCAUCAAUCAGCUGAUAAUGAACAUUGACUUCUGUAUGGUAUUGCAAGUGUUCUACCCUCACACACUGCAGCUCCAUCCUACCAGCUUCCCUGGGCACUCACCAGGCGACUGCCCUCGUGACACCGACCGCAAGAUAGCAAAAGAGUUGCAGUGUCGGGGCAACCCAGACCUGUACGGCCACUACCGAGAGCCACGCUACACGCAAACCAAGAACCACUGGUGGUGGAAAGCUAAUAAAGUAUUUGAUGCGGUUUUGACGCCACUCAACCACUCCGGCUUGGUGCUGUUCUUAGAAGAAGAUCAUUACGUGAGCGAGGACCUGCUGCACAUGCUGACGCUGCUCUCGGCCGCCCUGCCUCACGCUUGUCCUCACUGCAGUCUCCUCACGCUGGGCAAUUACCUGAAGAACUACAACUGGCCUGGCGAUGCUAAGAAGGUGGAAGUUUCGCCCUGGCUGUCGUCUAAGCACAACAUGGGGUUUGCAUUCAACCGCACCACCUGGCAGAAAAUAAAGGCGUGCGGCGUGGGCUUCUGCACGCACGACGACUACAACUGGGACUGGUCGCUACAGCACGUGAGCAACACGUGUCUCCAGCAACGUCUGCACACCAUGGUACUCAGGGCCCCCAGGGUCUUCCAUAUAGGAGAAUGUGGCGUGCAUCAUAAGAAGAAGGACUGCAGCAGCAAGCUGGUGCUGAACAAAGUGUACCGCACUCUGCAGAGCGGACGACGAGCUUUGUUCCCUCUUAAGCUCAUCAUCAUGCAGGCGCCACCUAAAAAGAUAAAAAAGCACAAAGGGAACGGCGGGUGGGGCGACCACCGAGACCAGGAGCUGUGCAAGGCGUUCCUGACGUCGACGGGGCUGUUCAGCCCUCUGGUGCAGGAACCUAGUCCUCCUGAGCGGCCCGCGCCCCGUAACCGCACCCUGGGAGCUCCUAUCCACCGCACCAAUAGCACCUCUCAGCGACCUCCAAAAGACAACGUCUUCCCUGAUAUUCUCCCCAGGACCGGAAAAUCAUCGCGAGACAAGAACCCACACUUGAGCGAAGGUGGCGGCUUUAAGGAGAAACCUGCAAUUUACCAACACGGGAAAGCUGCUCGGUCAUCAUCUCGGGAUAAGCCUUACUUAGCUGAGCGAGGAUUUGUUGCACGAGUGUCGAGCGUGAUGCGGCAGCCGCAGGUCAUCACCGUGUCGUAUGACGGCUCUACCGACGACGGCUCUGACGUUGCAGCUGCUGUGCCUCACUACCUCGACCCACGACAUCCCCUGAACCCGAGUCACCACAGGCACGACCCCCUAGAUCCCGCAUCCCUGUCGCUUCAGAGUCUGAGCCACGAGGCCUCAGCGCCUGGAAUGCCUUUGGUGCAGCAAGUUCACAGCAUCGCACUAAACCUGCACCAUCCUGCGAUCGGGUCUGAAUCUGAGCUUCUGCGUCGUGGUCACCCGAUCGCUGCCAAAGAGGUCGACGACAGCGAUCAAGUCAUCACGUACGAGGAAGGCCGAGAUCUUCGUAUGCACAGGCGCAGCAUAUCUUGAUAGUCUAUUUUGCCAUAUUUUCCUCUCACUGUUUUGCCAUGCUUCUUUGGAAAUAGAUUUGCCGAAUAACACGCUUCACAUAUGCAUGGACAAAACUCAUUUUCAUUUUCUAUUAUUAUUAGUCGUUUUUAUCCGUUCUCAUUCUUUCUCCUGUCUUUUUAUUCUUCACUUGAUAUUAAACUUAUGUGUGACGUGCCCUCGAAGUUCGCUUGAACCAGGCGCCACGAUAACUGCUUCGUUGAAUAAUAAUAAUGAGAAUUUUUGAUAUUUCCUGAAUAUGUAGUAAAUUCAUUACUCGAGAUUUAAUUUUAUUUCUUUUGUUCUCGUGUUUUAUGUCUUUCAUUCGAAAUCUUAGAUCUAAAAGACACUUAAAAUUUUUAAUUCCUCUUGAUGGUUGCGCCGCAAAUUAUAUCCAGAUCCUUGCACUAAAGUUCUGGUAAUUUCGCCAGAUCGAUUUUUCUCUUCAUAUCUCGCUGCAGGAAUAUUAUUUUCUGCAUAAAAACUAGGUUGAAGCUUGCUAUAGUCGCAGCUGCAUUUUAUUUUUUUACUCAGUGACUUGUACAUCUGAUCUUGUUGCUUACGUGAUGAAGGACCGUCUCAUUUCAUGUUUAUUCUAAUUUCUUUGUACAAUAAUUAAUUGCGUCAUUUCUCAUUAAUUUAGGUAAUUUGACUUUUUCUAGUCCUGCGCAUGUUUUUUACAUGGGUUUUGCAUCCACUC